GUGCACUGCACCACAGGACUACUCUUAUCCAUUGCACUUUGUUUUUACUGAAGAGCGACACAAACACAGAGUGGCAUCAUGGGGAGCGGCAUGUCAUGCGUCCCCCAACACAACCUCACCUUCUCCAGUAAAAGUUUCAUCCGCAGAAACAGCAGUCGCCUGUUUCGCAAGAUGAACCCCCAAGAGGGUCAGGAGAAGUCCAACAGCAUCAUCAAUAUACUCUGCACUGUCACCCCCAGGAAGGCAAUGUCCCCCAAAGACCUAGAGACCAUCGACAACAUAAAGUGGAACCCUCCAUUCCCGUACGACCCGGCCAGCGGCUGGAAGAAGAGCAGCAUCAAUGUGAAGAACUACGGACGACUGAUUCAUAGUGCUAAAGUUCGUUUCCGCUUCUUGCACUGCCAGGAUAUACACGAUUGUUACCUGGAUCUCUUCCAGACACACCUUCACUUUGUGUCAAACAACACUCCAGGACUCACAUACCAGGGAACUCUUCCACUGAAGGAACUGACCAUCUGCAACCUGCAACAGAAUUGUAACCACAGCCAACCGCUGGAAUACGCCUUUCAAGUUAAUGGUGUCAGCCUGAACCCCAUCAUCGUCUAUUGUGCCAAUCAACAAGAACUGGACCAAUGGUUUGGUCUUCUUAAAGAAAACAUUGAAGCCAACGGCGGCACGGCCUUUGCACCGGAAAACUUCACCAGAGUGAAAUUAAACCAGCAGAAGAGCCCUGCGGGCAGAGAGGAGCUGCGGAGCUCCAUCAACAGAGAGCCUAUCUAUGAGUGGGAGGGGUCGCAGCGGGACAGCCUGGGCCCCAUCACCUACGUCACCAAAGUUCGCCUGCAGCACUUGCCCUGUCAGGAACAAAACGAUAGACUGCUGGUGAUGUACACGUCAACAAUGAUCAUCCUAUCCGAGGAAGCAAACGGCCUCUUCUACAAGGGCAAACUUCCGCUCAACAUGAUCACAGUGACAACACCCUGCCAAGAUGUCAAGCCCAACACUUUUAUGAUUGAAGGCAAGCUCAUCAACCCCAUAGUGGUGUCCUGUCUGGAUCGGAGCGAGUUCUGCGACUGGAUCCAGCAUUUCAAAGCUGCUGACGUUCCGGUUCUCAGCCCCCCGCCCCCAGUCUAUGACAUCAUCUACACACCAACGCACAGGGAGACGCCGCAGUUUGAAAGGUGGAGUGGAAACAGUCAAGCCAAACCCGAGUCCCGCAAGAUGAGCCAGAAUGGACGUGGAUCCCACAACCUUCCGUUCCCCACUCAUGAAGACAACCCAUUGUCCCCAGGAUACUCGGAACCUCUUUGUUACACCUCCAGCCGUCCCUCCUCCACCGAGACCGCCCGCCUGGGAAGCAGGACAAACAGCGUAUCUUCCCACAACAAACCCGAACGUGACUCCCGACCUUUCCCGCUGCGCUACUCGUCCCCCCAGCGCGGCUCCUACCUCCAGUCUGCAGAGGUCUCGGCGGGCAUGCCGCAGCUGUACAGCACGCCCUACUCAAGCACGCAUCGGCUGGACAAAGGCCCGCUUGUGAAGUCAAACAGCUGGAACACCUCUCAGACGUCUCUCGGCUACCACAUGAACGGCCCGCAAAGAUACUCGGACAUGUGCGCUCCAAGACAGCCCUUGUCGCCGCUCUACGAUGAGCCCUGCAGCCCUGAAAUAGAUGCCUUUGAGGACGUUGUGCCAAUGGAGAGCUGGCCUGAGCCUACUCCUCUGUUCCAUCACCAGCAGGGGCCUUGGCUUCCAACCACGAACUUCCAGCUGCGCACCCCUCCAAUGGGCAGACACAGCAGGAGAAACCUGAUGCAGGCCAACUCCCAGGUACAGGCUCUGGGCUCGGACAUGGGGACCCAAGCUGACCAAAGAGCCGAGGCCGUGUCGAGGCUCAAGCUGUUGGCCGCGCCCUCAAAAGGACAAGAGCAGGCACACCUCGGCUCCAACUUUGUGAUCAAAACGUCUCAUCUGUUGAACAAUUACUCACCAGAUUUUCAUUCAUACCUCAAACCCAUAGAGCCAGACGACCAGGAAAUAGACUAUGACAACAUUUGGGAGUACGAUCGCAAUACCCCGAUGAUUCAGUCGACGUCUGGAAUUCCCACACACUGGACCGGAUUACACGGCGGGGCCAGAGGCCUUGGUGCCAUGGCGACCCAGCAGAGAUGGUCAUAAAACACAACAAAAAAGCCGGCACUCGCCUGGGCGUGUGCAAACAACGGAUCUUUAUCUGAGGGAUCAUAAAAGUCAACUGGUGCAGAUUGUGCUGGCCAAUACGCGUACAGUAGAGUCAGAAGUUUGUACGUGUCAGCAGGCAGAGGAACGACAUGGAAGAAAAAGUCUUUGAAAAGUCCAAAGCAGACUUCACCUGUUAAAUGUGAUGGAGCAUACUUUACUUUAAUGUUAUUUUUAUAUUGCAUUUACAGCAUUGCUAUUUCUUUUUGUUUGAGUUAAAACUAUCAAAAACAUUCCAUCAGGGCUUGUUUAUUAAGGAACGUAUUGUAUAUAUUUUGUAAAAAGUGUACAUUUUAUUUUGUUUUAUGCAACCCUGUCUUUGACUAACAGGUGACCACAGUAAAGGUGGUCAUAGCACUACUGCUUCUUUCUGAUACCUACUGCUUCUUUCUGAUACCUGUGCGCCUUCUUGAUUAAUAUUUGUUUGACGUGUUUAUUUAUAUCGAAAAAAUAA
Molecule: messenger RNA, 2692 nt
Organism: Nerophis lumbriciformis (worm pipefish)
Lineage: Eukaryota; Metazoa; Chordata; Actinopteri; Syngnathiformes; Syngnathidae
Gene: plekhn1
Product: pleckstrin homology domain containing, family N member 1
Biological process (GO): 3'-UTR-mediated mRNA destabilization; positive regulation of apoptotic process; response to hypoxia
Cellular component (GO): cytoskeleton; mitochondrial membrane
Molecular function (GO): phosphatidylinositol phosphate binding; cardiolipin binding; phosphatidylserine binding
Source: RefSeq, a predicted model, not a curated record